Mobula hypostoma (lesser devil ray) is the source of this 5015-nucleotide messenger RNA. Its product is annotated as TRAF2 and NCK-interacting protein kinase-like. Gene Ontology annotation, molecular function: protein kinase activity; ATP binding. Gene Ontology annotation, biological process: protein phosphorylation. Lineage: Eukaryota; Metazoa; Chordata; Chondrichthyes; Myliobatiformes; Myliobatidae. Bases 381 to 4475 code for a protein of 1364 amino acids. The transcript is spliced from 33 exons. The record is from RefSeq and is a predicted model, not a curated record.
CUCGGUGUGUGUGUGUGUGUGUAUAUGUGUGUGUGAACUGUUUAUUAUGUCCAAGCGCCAUGCAGUGAGCAGUUGUCUUCAAACAGACACCUAGCAGAAUAAGAUAAGAUUGUAGCACUCGGCACGCCUUCCCCCGUACCGCCGGCAAAAAACUGGGGGGUGGGAGCGAAUUAGAAUAUCUUCCUCCUCCUCCUCUCCCCACCUCCGUUUCAUUUUUAUAUUUACAAGCCCACGUUCGGGUCUGAGCGAUUGCUCGGAUUCAUUGUUACUGAGCGGAAGGAUAUGUAUUGAAUCGCUCCGGGAGUGAGAGAGACGAGAAGCAGAGAGAGAGAGAAAGAGAAAUAGAGACAUAGAGAGAGAGAGAAGGGGAACAAUUUAACAUGGCGAGCGACUCCCCGGCGCGUAGCCUGGAUGAGAUUGAUCUUUCGGCUUUGAGGGAUCCAGCUGGUAUUUUCGAACUGGUCGAAUUGGUUGGUAAUGGUACUUACGGGCAGGUGUACAAGGGUCGACAUGUCAAAACCGGUCAGCUGGCAGCAAUCAAGGUCAUGGAUGUCACUGGGGAUGAAGAAGAGGAGAUCAAACAGGAAAUAAAUAUGCUAAAAAAGUAUUCUCACCAUCGAAACAUUGCCACGUACUAUGGCGCCUUCAUUAAGAAGAACCCUCCAGGCGUGGACGACCAGCUUUGGCUGGUGAUGGAGUUCUGUGGUGCUGGCUCGGUGACAGACCUGAUCAAAAACACCAAGGGAAACACGCUGAAGGAGGAGUGGAUCGCCUACAUUUGCCGCGAGAUUUUACGAGGCCUGACUCACCUUCACCAGCACAAGGUUAUCCACCGGGACAUCAAGGGCCAGAACGUCCUGCUGACGGAGAAUGCUGAAGUGAAGCUGGUUGACUUCGGAGUGAGCGCGCAACUGGAUCGCACGGUGGGGAGGAGGAACACCUUCAUCGGGACGCCGUACUGGAUGGCGCCGGAGGUGAUCGCGUGUGAUGAGAACCCAGACGCCACUUACGACUUCAAGAGUGACCUGUGGUCUCUGGGGAUCACUGCGAUGGAGAUGGCAGAAGGAGCCCCACCUCUGUGUGACAUGCACCCGAUGAGAGCACUGUUCCUCAUCCCCCGGAACCCACCGCCACGGCUAAAGUCCAAGAAGUGGUCCAAGAAGUUUGUGUCUUUCAUCGAGGGGUGCCUGGUGAAGAACCACAGCCAGCGGCCUGCCACUGAGCAGCUGCUGAAACACCCUUUCAUUCGGGACCAGCCCAACGAGAGACAGGUCCGCAUCCAGCUCAAAGACCAUAUCGACAGGACCAAGAAGCGGAGGGGUGAGAAAGAUGAGACGGAGUAUGAGUACAGCGGGAGUGAAGAGGAGGAGGAUGAAGGAGACGUUGGAGAGCCAAGCUCCAUUGUGAACCUGCCCGGCGAAUCGACUCUGCGGCGAGACUUUCUCCGUCUGCAGCUGGCCAACAAGGAGCGCUCGGAGGCGCUGCGCCGGCAGCAACAGCAGGAGCAGCAGCGGGAGAACGAGGAGCACAAACGGCAGCUGCUGGCCGAGAGGCAGAAACGGAUCGAGGAGCAGCGGGAGCAGCGGCGGCGGCUGGAGGAGCAACAACGGAGAGAGCGGGAGUUCCGGAAACAGCAGGAGCGCGAGCAGCGACGCCGCUACGAGGAGAUGGAGAGGCUGCAGAGGGAGGAGGAGAGGCGUAAGGCUGAGAGGGAGCAGGAGUACAUCAGACGCCAGUUAGAGGAGGAACAGAGACAGUUAGAGAUCCUUCAGCACCAGCUCCUGCAGGAACAGGCCCUUCUACUGGAGUACAAGCGAAAGCAGCUGGAGGAACAGCGCCAGGCGGAACGACUGCAGAGGCAGCUGCAGCAGGAGCGGGCCUACCUGGUGUCACUGCAGCAGCAGCAGCUGGACUCCCGGACCGGAGAGAAGAAACCGCUGUACCACUACAAAGACAGCCUCAACAUCAACGAUAAGCCGGCCUGGGCCAAGGAGGUGGAAGAGCGUUCGAAGGGGAACCGCCAGGGCUCGCCCGCCAUGUCGCACAAGAUGGGGAACCGGAUGUCUGACCCCAGCAUGCCUCCCCGAUCCGAGUCCUUCAGCAGCGGUGGGGUUCAGUCGGCGCGGAUCCCUCCUGUGCACGAAGCCGUUGAGUCUCAGGUCCAGGUUGCUCACCUGAUCCCCGUGAAGCCCCACGGCACGUCCAUGACGGGCUCCCAGUCACUCCACGAGCAGCCCACCAAGGGGAUGUCCAGCGCCUUCCACUCGCAAGAGGGACUCAAGACGCACCGCGCCGAAAUGCCGCGGCAGAACUCAGAUCCGACCUCGGAAACGCCACCCCUGCCGCCCCGCCUGGGCUCCAGGGAGGAGAAAUACCUGGGUGGCUGGCUCAAACACGAUGAUGACACGCCUCCCAAGGUCCCUCAGAGGACUACAUCCAUCUCUCCAGCGCCUGGUCGCAAGAAUUCUCCAGGAAAUGGUGGCGGAUUGGCCAAUCGGCCUGGCACUCAGCCAAUAAGAGCAAGUAACCCUGACCUGCGGAAGGCAGAGAUUGCCCUGGAUACCCCCCUGCACCGGACCAGCAGUGGCAGCUCCUCGAGCUCCAGCACUCCCAGCUCCCAGAGCGGCUCCCAGCCUGGCUCCAACGAACGCAACCAGGUCCGAGGCACCGGCAAGGCUGAAGGGUCUCCCAUCCCAUCCCACGAGGGCUCGCGGAGACCAGAAGAGGGCCGGGAGCUAACGAGGCCUGGCAGACCGGCGAGCUAUAAGAAAGCCAUAGAUGAGGACCUGACAGCUUUGGCCAAAGAGUUGCGGGAGCUUCGCAAUGAGGAGACCAGCCGCCCCCCCAUCAAGGUCACUGACUACUCCUCGUCCAGCGAAGAGUCAGAGAGCAGCGAUGAGGAGGAGGAGGAAGAGGAGGAGGAAGAUGGAGAUAACGAGGCACAGGAUGGGACCGUUCCAGUCAGUGACAUCCCCAGGAUAAUGCCCACCUCUGCGUCGAGCGGCACUGACCAGUACAACAAGGGCUUCGGCGUGGGGCAGGUGGCGGUGUGUGAGGGACCCCUGUCAUCCGACCUGUACAGAAACCCCUCUGGAGAUGGAACCCUGAUCAUCCGCGAGACUUCUGGUGAGAGAACGCGGAGUGGUCAUGCUGACAGUAAUGGCUUUGCCAGCCAAACCAAUCUGCCCGAUCUGGUGCAGCAGAGCCAGUCUCCUGCCACUACACCGACCGAGCCGGCGGGCCGGACCUCCUCUCAGCUCGCGCAGGAACAGGACUCGGCCGCUGGGUAUGGCAGAGGAACAGGCACAAAGUCAUCAUUCACCCCAUUUGUGGACCCCAGGGUAUUUCAGACUUCGCCUAGCGGAAGUGAGGAAGACUCCUCAGCGGCAGUGAUCUUCUCCGCUGAGAUGCUACGGCAGGAGCAGGCGAAGCUGAACGAAGUCCGGAAAAUCUCCGUGGUCAACGUCAACCCCACCAACAUCCGGCCCCACAGCGACACUCCCGAGAUUCGCAAGUACAAGAAACGGUUUAAUUCGGAGAUACUAUGUGCCGCAUUGUGGGGAGUGAACCUGCUGGUGGGCACCGAGAACGGUCUGAUGCUCCUGGACCGCAGUGGUCAGGGGAAGGUCUACAAUCUGAUCAGUCGAAGACGAUUCCACCAAAUGGAUGUCCUGGAGGGUCUCAACAUCCUGGUGACUAUAUCCGGGAAGAAGAAUAAGUUACGGGUAUAUUACCUGUCCUGGCUGAAGAACAGGAUACUGCACAAUGAUCCCGAGGUGGAGAAGAAACAAGGAUGGACCACUGUUGGUGACCUAGAAGGCUGUGUCCAUUACAAAGUUGUUAAAUAUGAGAGGAUUAAGUUUCUGGUGAUUGCGCUGAAGAAUGCAGUGGAGAUUUAUGCCUGGGCACCAAAGCCUUAUCACAAGUUCAUGGCUUUUAAGUCUUUUACAGAUCUUCAGCACAGACCAUUACUGGUUGACCUCACAGUGGAAGAGGGGCAGAGACUAAAGGUCAUUUAUGGCUCCAGCACCGGUUUCCAUGUGAUUGAUGUGGAUUCCGGCUCCGUCCAUGACAUUUAUAUCCCCUCACACAUUCAGGGUAACGUCACCCCACAUGCGCUCAUCAUCUUACCUAAGACAGACGGGAUGGAGAUGCUAGUGUGCUACGAGGAUGAGGGUGUUUAUGUCAACACCUACGGCCGCAUCACCAAGGAUAUCGUGCUGCAGUGGGGCGAGAUGCCCACGUCAGUUGCGUAUAUCCAUUCCAGCCAGAUCAUGGGAUGGGGGGAGAAGGCCAUCGAGAUCCGCUCAGUAGAGACGGGCCACCUGGAUGGGGUCUUCAUGCAUAAGAGAGCUCAGCGCCUCAAGUUUCUGUGUGAACGGAAUGACAAGGUCUUCUUUGCGUCUGUGCGCUCUGGUGGAAGUAGCCAGGUUUUCUUCAUGACACUGAACAGGAACUCGAUGAUGAACUGGUAACGCGGCCUGGGUGCGCACUGACAUUUGAACCCGCACUGAGGUGAAGGCCCUCAACAACCCGGAGAGAAAUCUAACCGUUAAAGGCAAACUGCCUCCUGUCUUCAAGGGUAUAAUUGGACUAUUGUGACUUUACGAUGCCUGUUCCGUGUAUCGGAGGGCCCCACGGCCACUUGUUAAUUUUUGUUUUGGUCCUGGUUAACUUUCUGUGCGUGGUGAACGUCCCCGAGGGGAGCCCCUGGCAACAGAGAAAGCAAAAGAGGUGAGCUCCAGGAUGCAUCCAGAUUUGGUCUGCUUGCUCCCCAGACACUUUCCUGAAGACAGGAAGAACGGUGAAUCUAACCGGGACUGGUUCUGUGGGGUGGGAGAGGGAGGGACCCUUCAUACUGAAUAAAUUACUUUUUAAUUACAGCUUCCUGUAAGUGCAGUAUUAGAAAGGGGGACCCCCAGUAGUGGAGAAUGGGUCUGUCAGUAUUGAUAGCUGUGAGAGUAAGUUGGAGGUCUUGCCAAAAAAAAAUGGGAGCCAGAAGUUUCUGGAAAGGU